Messenger RNA from Lithohypha guttulata, 882 nucleotides. RefSeq lists its product as uncharacterized. The transcript has a single exon. NCBI's taxonomy places the organism in Eukaryota, Fungi, Ascomycota, Eurotiomycetes, Chaetothyriales, Trichomeriaceae. The coding region runs from base 1 to 882 and encodes 293 amino acids. Gene Ontology annotation, molecular function: acyltransferase activity, transferring groups other than amino-acyl groups. The record is from RefSeq and is a predicted model, not a curated record.
AUGUCCAAAACACCAACAAUCAUGCCAAACCUAAAAGCACCAUUACGCUGGGCGAAACGAGACGAGAUACUCCGUAUGGGUCUUAUCAGUUACGUAGGUUUUCAGUCAACUCCUGACUUCACUUGGCUAUCUCCUUAUCACAAGCAAUAUCCCGAAGAUGCACUGAUGUUCGAGAGGGUCAUGACUCGACAAUAUCUUGAGGAUACUGCCACCGCUUGCAUAGUGAUUGAGGACACUCCCAUGGCAGACGAGGCUAGCUUUUCGGAUGCGAUAGUUCCUGCUGAUGACCCUGCUGUGGCAUCAUCCGUUAAAGGUAAGCAAGAUAGUGAGAACGUCGUGGUAGGGUUCGCGAUAUGGUCCCUCGAGAACGAUAGUGUUGUUGAACGAGUCGAACAAUACAGAAUGAAGCACGAAACAGAUGACAGUUCGUGGCCUAAUAUUCCCGCUACCCCGUUUGAAUGCCUGAAACGAGACCAGCAUCAGGAUCAUGGUCGUAUAUUGGGUAACCUGCAAUACAAUUUGGUCAGAAAACACCUUACAGAUUGUGGUCUUAGGCUGCAAAUGCUCGUUGUCCAUCCAGCAUAUCAGCGACGUGGCCAUAGCAAAGCACUUCUCAAUUGGGGUAUGGAGUUCGCAAAACUCGAUAUCGAACCAGUGGGGGUGGUAGCUGCAGACUCCGGAAUGCCACUAUACGCAGCCAUGGGUUGGGUUAGUAUCCAUCCGUACGAGGUAGCAGGAGACGAAAUUGCACCCGAGGGAACCAAGGGCUGUAUCAUGAAGUUUUAUCCACAGAUAGAGCAGGGAAGCGAGAUUCUGCUGAACAGUGGUAGGUCGAGUCGAAACAGAUCGUCGAGUCGAGUAGCUGUUAGAGCCAAUAAUUAA